GAAAACUUUAUGAAUUUCGGUUGCUUUUCUUUAUGGCUACUAUUAUUAUAUUUUUGAAUGAGUUGUGUUUUCUUCUUUAACCCUUUUUCUCAUUAUCAGUUUAUUCCUCUCUCUCCUUUUUUUUUUGGAUCUGGGUUUUUCAAGAGUUAAUUGUAUUUUUGUUUGUUGGGAUGGCUAUGGAUGACAAUUUCCAUAGGCAAGGACUAGGGGCACAUGCACCUCCUGGUUAUUUUGUACGCUUGGAGAACGGAAGGGCUAAAGACGAUCUUUAUUUAAGUAAGAGACUAAGGAUGAGAAGGUGGUUCUGUUGCACCUGCAAAGUAGAGGAGUCUGACCCAUCACAUGAAAACGAGCUCCAGAAAAGCCCUAAGAACAAUGCUGAUGGAUAUCAGAAAGGGACAAAAGCAUCAGUCCCUGCGAAGGUUGAAGUGCAAAAAGCAAUACCAACUAUAGAGGUCCCUGCAUUAUCUUUCGAUGAACUAAAAGAGGAAACUGACAAUUUUGGAUCGAAGGCAUUAAUUGGUGAAGGAUCUUAUGGAAGAGUAUACUAUGCCAAUCUAAACAAUGGCAAAGCCGUGGCUGUGAAAAAGCUUGAUGUUUCAUCUGAGCCUGAGACUAAUGUUGACUUCCUGCGCCAGGUCUCUAUGGUUUCAAGAUUGAAGCAUGAAAAUCUGGUGGAGUUGCUUGGUUACUGUGUGGAAGGGAACCUUCGUGUAUUAGCUUACGAGUUCGCGACGAUGGGUUCCUUGCAUGAUGUUCUGCAUGGCAGGAAAGGAGUACAAGGGGCACAACCUGGACCCACACUUGAUUGGAUGCAACGUGUAAAAAUUGCUGUUGAUGCUGCAAGGGGCCUUGAGUAUUUGCAUGAGAAGGUCCAGCCUCCAAUAAUACAUAGGGAUAUUAGAUCAAGCAAUGUCCUCCUCUUUGAAGACUACAAAGCAAAAAUUGCUGAUUUUAAUCUGUCAAAUCAGUCUCCUGACAUGGCUGCUCGUCUUCAUUCUACACGAGUUUUGGGAACAUUUGGUUAUCAUGCACCAGAAUACGCAAUGACAGGACAAUUGACACAAAAGAGCGAUGUGUAUAGCUUUGGGGUGGUUCUUCUUGAACUUUUGACGGGAAGAAAACCUGUAGAUCACACCAUGCCUCGUGGACAACAGAGCUUGGUUACUUGGGCUACUCCGAGACUAAGUGAAGAUAAGGUUAAGCAAUGCAUCGAUCCAAAGCUGAAAGAAGUUCCUGGAAAAGGAGUUGCUAAGUUGGCGGCUGUUGCAGCACUGUGCGUACAAUAUGAGGCUGAGUUCCGUCCUAAUAUGAGUAUUGUUGUCAAAGCUCUUCAACCACUGUUAAAGGCACCUGCUCCUGCUCCUGCUCCUGCUCCUGAGUCAUAGGGGCUGUAGUUUCAUUUGCACAUUUCAUAUACACUUUGAGUUUGAUCAUGCGAGAAUUUCUUUUCAAGUGGAUAAAGAUCAUUUUUUCAUUUUUCCCCCCUCUUGUCUCUGGUUUGUUGCCUGUCAUGUUAAAUUAUGGGAGUGCUUUCGAGGUUUACUCUAAAACUGGGUUUCGGUUAUUUCUUGGUUUUUUCUUUUCUUUACUUUUGUGGUCUAUCCCCGUAUCAAUUUGUGUAUCAUAAUUUAUUUUAUGGAUUGAAUGAUGAACAUCUAGUUUGAUGUCAAGGUUAGUGUCCGUUUUCUGUA
Messenger RNA from Lycium ferocissimum, 1694 nucleotides. RefSeq names its product PTI1-like tyrosine-protein kinase 2. The coding region runs from base 171 to 1388 and encodes 405 amino acids. Gene Ontology annotation, biological process: protein phosphorylation. Gene Ontology annotation, molecular function: protein tyrosine kinase activity; ATP binding. NCBI's taxonomy places the organism in Eukaryota, Viridiplantae, Streptophyta, Magnoliopsida, Solanales, Solanaceae. The record is from RefSeq and is a predicted model, not a curated record. The transcript has 8 exons.